GAUCCUGACUUGUCAAAAUCAGCGGCAAGUUACACAAAAAAAUCAGCUAAGCCGUCACAGAUUUCGGAAAGACAAUCUUCAGAAGAAAUCGAUAGCUCAUGCUCAUUUCAAACAAUUGAUAAUCAAUCAAUGACUUAAACUUUAGGAAAAAUCAGUGAUAAAUAAUGGCAGAUCGUUGGAAAGUGGGUAAUUUAUGAAUUUAUAAAUUUUCAUUGAACUAAAAGUGAAAGUACAAUUUCUCCAAAAAAACCAUGAAAGUGUUACAAAAGUGAGCUUCAGUGUAUAAAUUAAAAGUAAACUACAUGUCUGCUUGACAUUUUAAGAAAGGAUAUGGAAUUCUUUCGACAGUUGUACUAGAGUAUUUUAUUGUUAAAAACUUCAAAAACAGUGUGUGUAUAUGAUAAUUUGAUUUUGUUUAAAAACAAAAUUGCGCUGUUUACAUGCGGUGCUUAGUGAAGGAUUAGAAGGUGCAUAAUAAUAGAGUUUAAAAUAUGAUGGAGAUACAGCAACAACACUCACCGGUUGGGGUGGGUCCACUUGAUUUUUCUCGACGAGGAGUCGCUGAGGCUUCAGCAUUUCGUGUCGUUAAGCCCAAACAACCAACUUCUCUCAUUCAUCAGCAAUCAUUGCUCGCAGAGACUAAUAAUAAUGAAAAUUUGCAGGAAAGUCCUCAACUACUUUCGGACAUUGAAGGAGCAUGCAGUGCCCGUUUAAUGUUCCCAAGGUUGUGGGGUCCAUUUGCGAACUCCAAUGAAAUUAACAAUUUGCAGCAUUUCCAAAAAAGUCAUCCAGAACGGUUGUCGUUUGGAGUUGGGCGCCUUGUGGGAUCACCUGCGACUAGAAGUUCUUCUCCAUCACAUUCUCCCAGUCCGGAUUCUCCUCACACUGAAAAUCGAGAUAUAGAUGUUGACGUUGAUGUUGAAGAAGAAGAAGUAGAUGUGGAUGUGGAAGAAGUCGAAGAUGAAGAUGAAAGAGAAGGUACUAGUAGUCCUGCUAGAUCACCAACACCUCCGUCACCUGCUUCAAUCACACCAACUAUAUUAACGUCGCUUCCUCAUAAAAGAACUGGUGACUCCUUCAGUGUAAGCGCUCUGCUGAGGCCCGAUCCUCCGUCGGCACAUCUUCAAAAUUCCUCUCCUUUAAGAGAAUCCGUUCCAACGUCUGUAAGUUCUAGCCAUCAACAUCCUCCUCCAUCAUCCAUCUUGUAUCCGCCAUUGCAUUUACAAGGUGGCCUUCUCCCGCCUCAUCCACACCACCCACUUUCGUACCUGCAUCCACAAUUACUGCCACAUCAUUUACUUCCACCUCAUCUUCAUCCACUUCUACGAGGAGUUCAUCCCGGACAUCCUAGUCUACACUCGCCACAUGCGGCUCAUGGACUACAUCAUCCUCAUCCCCUAGGCGAUGUGUACAGCUGUGUUAAAUGUGAUAAGAUGUUCAGUACUCCUCAUGGCCUCGAAGUUCACGCAAGAAGGUCUCAUAAUGGAAAAAGGCCAUUUGCUUGUGAAUUAUGUAAUAAAACGUUUGGACACGAAAUUAGUUUAACUCAACACAGAGCUGUUCAUUCGGCGGAGAAGGUGUUUGAAUGUAAACAAUGUGGAAAAGCAUUUAAAAGAUCAAGCACACUCAGCACUCAUCUUCUUAUUCACUCGGAUACAAGGCCCUAUCCAUGUCAAUUUUGUGGUAAACGCUUCCAUCAAAAAAGUGAUAUGAAGAAGCACACCUACAUCCAUACAGGAGAGAAACCCCAUAAGUGUCAAGUUUGUGGUAAAGCAUUUUCGCAAAGCAGCAAUCUAAUAACACACUCGAGGAAGCACACUGGUUUUAAACCAUUUGCGUGUGAACUUUGUGGAAGGGCCUUUCAACGUAAAGUCGAUCUCAGGAGACAUCGAGAGACCCAACAUGCUGAUUUGGGAACGUCUCAUCGUCCGGCAAUUGGUUCUAUACCUCAAAAUAAUUUAACCAAUGGGAAUGCUUCCAUAUUACAAUAAAAAGUACUGUCAAAAAAAGAAAAAAAAAUUUAUAAAUAUUUAUAAUUCUAUAAGCGGCACACCUAAGAUUGUCAAAUGCGUAGUGUAUCAGUACGAUUAUUUGCAUUGAUAUACAUACAGUUGUUAACGUUUGAGAACUGAGCACAGUAAAGAACUUCUUAUGGAAAUAAUCCAACGAUUUAGGUAAUCUGCUUGUUUCUGAUUUUCAUAUAUAUGGAUUUACGGUAUUACAUUCCUAAAGUGCAUUGCUCUGUGUCUUAAAACCAAAAAACAAAACUACUCUAAUUACUAAUUUAAUAAUAUAUAUUAUGUUUUUAUAGAGUCCCUCCAUAUCAUUCCUAUUUAUUCUCUAAAUUAGAGAGAGCAGAACCGGAAAAAUUUAUUAAUUCAUUAUUAUCGAUCAUAGGAGAAUCUAUUUUAUCAAGUUCCAUUUUUAUAUUCUUUAUAAUGAUAAUAAUCGGGAAUCUUAUAUUGUUGUUAAUGUAAUGUUAAUAUAUUCACUUUGAGUUUCUAUAAAUUGAAUAAAUGAAUAUUUCAUCGACAAUAAUUUCAGACUUAUAAGAUUUCAGAAUGUUAUCAUUUAGAAAAAUUUAUGUUUCACAGAAAAAUAUCUGCUGCAAUCUUGAUUAGGUACAUUAUAUUAUUGAAAAAAAUAUCCAUCAAAAUUAUUUAGUUCUCCCAGAAACAGUUCAGUUUUAUAGUGAGAAAAAAAAUUGUCUUAAAAUUGUUCUCUUAAAAAUAUAAGAAUAUUCCACUUCAGAGUAAAAGAUUACAUUUUUUAAAACAAAUCUCUCUUUGUUGAUAAACAAUAAUGUAAAAUUUACGAGAAUAACAGAUUUUAGUAAAGUAUAUGAUCUUUUUAGUGGGAAGAUUCUGUACGAGAAUAAUAAAAUACUGAUCCUUCGAAAUAUUCGUUAUAAAAGAAAAAGUUGCAUCAAAAUAGACAUUUGAUAACUGUUUUCUGGGCGAAUUCAAUAAAAGGUAUUUUAAAAAUAUUAUUACAUAAUAAUAUUAUGAAUACAAUUUACUAUUGGAUGUUGGUUUGCCUUAAAGCAUUUCAGAUAAUUUUGUUAUGUCAUUGCGCUGUUAAAAAAUGUUUUAAAUUUUAAACAUUUUAAAUCUAAAUUUUUUUUAUUUUUAGAGCCGAAAAAUUUUCUCAAUAUAUAAAAAGAAUAUUUCGUUUUCUAUAUUUUAUUUUUAAAAUAAGAAUAUUUUUCUACAACGAAGAUGAUUUUUUUCAUAAUUGAAAACUAAAAGUGGACUUCUAAGUUUUUCUAUCCAAGUAAAAUUCUUUCUUUGUUUUUAAUAUUAUAUUCAAUAAUAAUAAUUCAGCAUUUUCUUCGAAAUUUGUAUAAAAAAUAAGACAAUACGUAUUUUUUUAUUUGAUAAAAAUUAUGGAAGUUAUAAUUUUUUAACACCGUUAGAAGCCGAGUAAUUUUGAAACAUGUAUUUUUCUGUUGUAUUUGCAUUAUUUUUUAAAUACGUAUUUAAAAUACUGAAAAAAUCGAAGAAAUUUCAUAUAUAAUUUUGUUUUUUAUCUGUUAGUAGAACAGAGUAAAACGCAUUUCAAAACUACUCGGCUUCUGAGGACGUUAAAUUUAAAAAAAUCAUAACUUUCAUAAUUUUUAUCAAAUAAAAAAAUAAUAAAAUACGAAUUUUCUUAUUUUUUUAAAUAAAAAUUUCAAUAAAAACAUUUCCAGUAAAAAAAAUUUUUUGAAUGAAAACCUCACAUGGAAUGCUCUAUAUUUAAUAUUAUUUUUACAUUAUACAGAAAAUUUAAGAAAAAAAAUUCUCUUAAUAUAAAAAGAAAAGUCGUAAAAUAAAAGGAAUCUCUUAUAUAUUGAGAACUUUUUUGUUUUUUUAUAUGUGUAAUAAAUAUCAAUCAAGAAAAUUUAAUUUUUUAAAAAAUCAACUAAAUCAUCUAAGGUGGAAAAAUUGCAGAAAAUUUUUACAGAGUGACUAUGAAUACUUAUGUGCAAAUAAACUGUAUUCAAAAAUUGUAUUACUUUGCAAAAAUUAUUUUCAAUAUUUUCCCAUCUACACACUGAUGUUAUGAUUUAAUAAGUUAAAAAUUUAGUUGAAAUUUACAUGUUGUCAAAUGUCUUAAUGAAUUGAAUACUUAAUUAAUGGAUAUUAUAAUUGACUGUUUGAAUUUAGUUUAGCGAUGAUUUGAUAAAACAUUUAAAAACUUAAAAUGUAUAACUGAGGGUUCCACUCGAGCAGUCUGACCCAACCGCAGUUUCUACUUCGAGUUGAGCCUUUGCGCAACUCGAAGUAGAUAUUGCGGUUGGGUCAGGCAGCUCAAGCGCCUGAUGGACUACUGCAUGGGAACCCUCAAUUGACUAAAAUAUACUUUUCUUUACUGUAAAUCAUUAAUUAGUCAUUAACAUAAAAGAUGCAAUAUUGAGACUAAAAGUGAUUACAUUUAUUUUAAUUAUUUAUUUUUCAUAGCUUGUCACUUUAAAAUUGACAAAGACCAAAAAAUGUGUAAUUGAUUGUUACUAAUUAUGUUUAUGUAAUUAUUUGUAUAUGGAUCUGUUCUACGAGAUAGUGUAUAUGUAUACUUUGUCAAAUAACUUUACUUAUAAUUAAACGCACAUGUGUAAAAAAAUAUAUUUAACUGAAUGUUUAUUUUGAAUUCAACGGUUUAUUUAACUAAAUUGAAUUAAAUUGGCAUUUAAAAUCUUGUGAACGUGUAUGAAGAGUUGUUUUAUGCAAAAAUGACGAUUAAUUAUUAUUGUUCUUUAAUAUUAGACGAAUAUAGGUUAUACGAAUAAUAUGUGAUUAAGUCUGCUGUUAUUUGAUUUUUGUGUGUGUAAUAGUUACAGAAAGAGUACUUAACGUUGAAAUUCGGUCAAUAUAGUGUCAUAUAGAUUCAAAAUGUUAAUUUCUUAUCAUAUUUAUCUGUGCGUUUUGUUAAUUAAAAAAUUUUCUUUUUGUAUAUUCCCCGUUUAUAUGGAUGAUAAAAAUUUUCUACGCAUAUCUUAAGAUUCUUCAUUCAACGAAGGUAAUAAUUAUAUUCACUUUCAGUCGUAUGACCAACAUUGUACAUAACACUUAGCUUGUAUAUCUUGAAUAGUUUAAGCGCAUAUAUAAAUAUAUAAAUAAACAAAGAAAAACUUAUCUAUAUAAAUAGUAUAAAUAGUUAAACUUUCGGACACUUGUGGUCGGUUUAAAAAUUUGUGUCCUCCAAAGUCUCGCCAAAGGUUAAACAGUCUUUCUUCUCUGCUAUUCAAGUUUUUAUUGUUGCAUCAUUAUUAUUAUUAUUAUUCUGUAAUUAUUGUAUUAUUAUUAUUAUUAUUAUUAUUACUA
This is a messenger RNA of Leptopilina boulardi, 5303 nucleotides long. RefSeq names its product zinc finger protein Gfi-1b-like. Bases 492 to 1991 code for a protein of 499 amino acids. Gene Ontology annotation, molecular function: DNA-binding transcription factor activity; RNA polymerase II cis-regulatory region sequence-specific DNA binding. Gene Ontology annotation, biological process: regulation of transcription by RNA polymerase II. The record is from RefSeq and is a predicted model, not a curated record. The transcript is spliced from 6 exons. NCBI's taxonomy places the organism in Eukaryota, Metazoa, Arthropoda, Insecta, Hymenoptera, Figitidae.